This is a messenger RNA of Capsella rubella, 1492 nucleotides long. RefSeq names its product protein EXORDIUM-like 5. The transcript has a single exon. NCBI's taxonomy places the organism in Eukaryota, Viridiplantae, Streptophyta, Magnoliopsida, Brassicales, Brassicaceae. The record is from RefSeq and is a predicted model, not a curated record. The coding region runs from base 175 to 1266 and encodes 363 amino acids.
GGAGAAGGACACACAAACACACCAAACUAAGCGCGUGAUAACACACGCGCACUGCAGCUGGCAACAGCCACUUUCCCUCUCAUUCAUCAUUCUCUCCUUUAAAACAUCUCUCUCCCUCCUCCUCCUCACUUAACUCUCUCAAUCCUCACUUUUAACCUAAACCUAUCAACAACAAUGUCGUCUCCGGCGACUACUUAUCUCUUCUUCUUCUUAACCAUCCUCUCCUUCUCCUUCUUCUACAUCUCCUCUUCUCUUCAACACUCCUCCACUGUUAAUUCCUUAACCAUCCCCUCCCCCUCCUCCACCGCCGUCGCCGCCGAGAUCGAAGUAAUUAACCCAAAGCUCCCGCCGCGGAGUCUCACUCUCACCACCUCGAAAAAAUACGAAGGAUCCUCCGAUCUAAUCCACCUCCGUUACCACAUGGGACCUGUCCUCUCAUCCUCACCAAUCAACAUCUACUUGAUCUGGUACGGUCACUGGACACGUCCUCACAAAUCCCUAAUCAGAGACUUCCUCAACUCAAUCUCCGACGAUAAAUCACCAUCCCCUUCCGUAUCCCAGUGGUGGCGCACAGCUUCACUCUACACUGACCAAACCGGAGCAAACGUAUCCAGAUCCGUUUUAAUCGCCGGAGAAUACUCCGAUUCUAGUUACUCCCACGGUAACCACCUGACCCGUCUCACGAUCCAAGACGUCAUAGCCUCCGCCGCUAGAUCAGCUUCUUUCCCUGUAGAUCACAAAAACGGCAUGUACUUGGUUCUGACGUCACACGACGUCACGAUGCAAGACUUUUGCCGUGCAGUAUGUGGAUUUCAUUAUUUCACUUUCCCGUCCAUGGUUGGUUACACUAUGCCUUACGCUUGGGUUGGUCAGUCGGGGAAACAAUGCCCCGAGGUUUGUGCUUACCCUUUCGCUUUGCCGGGGUAUAUGGGACACGGCGGACCUGGUGAGCUCCGGCCACCGAACGGGGAGACCGGAGUUGAUGGGAUGGUUAGUGUGAUUGGUCAUGAGUUAGCGGAAGUUGUUUCGAAUCCUUUGAUUAACGCUUGGUACGCCGGAGAAGAUCCGACGGCGCCGACGGAGAUUGGGGAUUUGUGUGAAGGGUUGUAUGGAAGCGGCGGAGGAGGAGGGUAUAUUGGUCAAGUGAUGAGAGAUAGAGAAGGGAAGACUUUUAAUAUGAAUGGUAAAGGAGGAAGGAAGUUUUUGGUUCAAUGGAUUUGGAACCCUAAUUUGAAAGCUUGCUCUGGUCCUAACUCUGUCGACUAAACAAGAUGGUUAAUGAUGAUGGUGAUUAAGAUUAUGAUGAAAUAACUCGUUUCUUUAGUAAGAAUUUUUUAGGUUAGUAUUUUGUAGUAACAUUUUUACUUUUUUUUAUUCUAUAUAUAUAUAUAUAUAUUUGUGUUAUUAUACUUUCUUGAAUUUCACAUUCACUUUUUUUUUUUAUUUUGUUUAUUUCAUCACUUUGGGAAAUGAAAAAGUUUGAAUUCAAAUU